Molecule: messenger RNA, 565 nt
Organism: Pisolithus orientalis
Lineage: Eukaryota; Fungi; Basidiomycota; Agaricomycetes; Boletales; Pisolithaceae
Exons: 5
Coding region: 65-523 (152 amino acids)
Source: RefSeq, a predicted model, not a curated record
AAUCAUCAUCCCUUCAAUUUUGGCCUUUGGGUCUUAGAGAGUGAGAUGCAGGUGCAAUCUUCCCAUGGAGUAUGCCUUUUUUGCCUUUUUCUUAUUUCUCCUCUUGAAUAUUUCUCAGCAUGUCAGUUCUCAUAAUUCCUCUAAAAUCCUGACAAAGUUUAGCCUAUUACCAGAAUGUAUGCAACCCAUCGAACAUGGAAGCAGUUUCAUUUCCAUCCCUACAUUGUCCAUGUCAAGGCAGCCUUCCCUGAUGGCACUUGCAGAACAUGGCAUUGGUUGUGUAAUUGUUUUUGAAUACUUAUUUUUCCAGUUGCAGGUCACGGAUGGAGGUACUACAAGGCAGGAUGUGCAGCAGGAUCUGACAGUGAUUGUCAGAACAUAUCAAAAAUCAGGUGUCCAAAAUACUGUUAUUGCAUGCAUUGCAGAAGCCUUCCAGCAGCAUGGUGAAAGUGUGGAUGAUUUAUGUGCCAUGCUUGUGGGUAUAGCACAGGCAAACCAGAUGUCAAAGAAAUUCCUAAAAUGAAAAAAAAGAUAAUUUCAACUCUUAUGCACUUCACUAUUCUUG